Molecule: messenger RNA, 1245 nt
Organism: Morchella importuna
Lineage: Eukaryota; Fungi; Ascomycota; Pezizomycetes; Pezizales; Morchellaceae
Exons: 5
Coding region: 1-1245 (414 amino acids)
Biological process (GO): cytoplasmic translational termination
Cellular component (GO): translation release factor complex; cytosol
Molecular function (GO): translation release factor activity, codon specific; sequence-specific mRNA binding
Source: RefSeq, a predicted model, not a curated record
AUGUCGCAAACACAGCCAAGUGAGGUGGAAAAAAACAUCGAGAUAUGGAAGGUCAAGAAGCUCAUUAAGCGUCUCACCGAGGCGCGGGGCAAUGGGACUAGUAUGAUCUCGCUGAUUAUCCCACCUAAAGACCAAAUCUCCCGAGCAGCAAAGAUGUUGGCCGAAGAAUUCGGUACCGCCUCCAACAUCAAAUCGCGCGUCAACCGUCUCUCUGUUCUAUCUGCGAUUACCUCUACUCAGCAACGUCUUAAGCUCUAUCCUCGUGUUCCACCCAAUGGUCUCGUUGUCUAUUGUGGUGAAAUCAUUACCAGCGAAGGCAAGGAGCGUAAGAUUAACAUUGAUUUCGAGCCUUUCAAGCCUAUCAACACCUCACUCUACUUGUGUGAUAACAAAUUCCACACCGAGGCGCUUUCUGAGCUCCUUGAAUCGGACAACAAGUUUGGGUUCAUCAUUAUGGAUGGUAAUGGUGCACUUUUUGGCACUCUCAGCGGCAAUACCAGAGAGGUUGUUCAUAAGUUUUCAGUUGACCUGCCCAAGAAGCACGGUCGUGGUGGUCAAUCCGCAUUGCGUUUCGCCCGUCUUCGAGAAGAAAAGCGCCACAACUAUGUUCGCAAGGUUGCCGAAUUGGCAGUACAGAAUUUCAUUACUGCGGACAAGGUCAACGUUUCCGGGCUUAUCUUGGCUGGUUCAGCCGACUUCAAGACUGAGCUGGCUCAGAGUGACAUGUUCGAUCAGCGUCUUCAGGUCAAGAUCAUCAAAGUUGUCGACGUGUCCUAUGGCGGUGAGCAUGGGUUCAAUCAAGCUAUCGAGCUGUCUGCCGAGACUCUCGGUAACGUAAAAUUCGUCCAGGAAAAGAAAUUGAUCGGCAACUACUUCCAGGAGAUUUCGCAGGACACCGGAAAAGUCUGUUAUGGUAUCGAAGAUACCUUGAAAGCCAUGGAACUCGGUGCUGCUGAGACUCUGGUUGUUUUUGAGAAUCUUGAUCAGCAGGAGGUGGACCGGGAGAAGUUCAUGGACAAAGAAUCGGGCCAGGAAAUGGAGGUCAUUGAGUCCAUCCCCUUCCUUGAGUGGUUGGCCGAAAAAUACAAGGAUUUUGGUGCCACUCUCGAGUUCGUAUCAGACCGCUCUGGAGAGGGCAAUCAAUUUGUCAAAGGCUUUGGUGGGAUCGGUGCAUUCCUUAGAUACAAAGUCAACUUUGAGCAGCUCGCCGAGGCUGAUGAUGAGGAUGAAUACUAUGAUGAUUGA